AUGAGUGCCGAAAUUACACCUGUCUCUUCGCCGGUCGCAGGUUCUGGAGAUAGGAAAUCGACCGAGUUUAUCAAGGUGCAAAAUGAGGAUGAGCUGCGAUUAGCCCAAAUGGGGCAUAAACAGGAGUUGGAGCGACAUUUCUCGCUUUGGAGUUUGAUUGGACUGGCGGCCAAUUGUACCAUUUCAUGGACAGGUCUCGGCUUGGGUUUAAUGACUGCGAUUAAUGCAGGUGGUCCUGGCGCCCUGAUAUAUGGCUUCAUCCUCGUUUUUAUCCUUCAAUGUUUCGUCGGUGCCUCCCUGGCAGAAUUUGUAUCAGCAUACCCCACCGAGGGAGGAAUGUACCAUUGGAUUGCCGCCAUUGCUCCCAAACGAUAUAAUAGCAUGCUCAGCUUUGCCACUGGGUGGUCCACUGUGUUCGGGUGGAUCUUUACAACUGCGUCAACAAAUUUGAUUUAUGCCACGACGGUCAUGGCACUAAUUGCGCUUUACCACGAUGGCCUGGUGGUUCAGCCAUGGAUGACCUUUGUCGCAUAUCAGAUCCUCAAUAUUUUGACUGCGGCCGUUGUCAUGUUCGGGAAUCGGUUUAUUCCAGCGCUCAACAAAUUUUCAUUGAUCUACCUGCAAUUGGCCUGGUUUAUUACUAUGGUUGUGGUGGCCGCCAAAGCGCCGGUUCAUAAUGACAGCAAGUUUGUGUUCCGUACCUGGAUUAACAACACCGGCUGGGACAACAAUGUUAUUUGCUUUAUCACCGGACUGGUUAAUCCAAUGUACUCACUUGGAGGUCUGGAUGGAAUCUCGCACAUCACAGAAGAAAUGCCCAAUCCCGGAAGAAAUGCCCCUUUGGGUCUAGCUAUCACUCUAUCAAUCGCCUUCGUGACCGGAAUAUCAUAUCUGCUUAGCCUGAUGUUUUCAGUUCAAGAUUACAACAGCUUGGCUGACACACAUACUGGACUUCCUCUUGCUGAGCUCUUUUGGCAGGCAACCUCUACAAGAGGGGGAGCAUUCGCGCUAGUAUUCAUGGUAUGGAUUGCUCUUGGUCCCUGCGUCAUCGGUUCACAAUUGAGUACUGGGCGAGUAUUCUGGGCCUUUGCCCGUGAUGACGGCCUACCUUUAUCGAAGAUCUGGGCUCGUGUCAACCCUAAGCUGGGCUCGCCAUUCAAUGCGCAGCUCUGUGUUACCGCGAUUGUCGCCCUCCUCGGCUGCAUAUACUUGGGAUCAAGCACGGCGUUCAAUGCAAUGAUGAGCUCUGCAGUGACAAUCAACAAUCUUGCCUAUCUUGUGCCCAUUCUGACGAAUGUGCUCUUGUUCCGUCGAACCAUGCACCGUGGCCCAUUCUUCAUGGGACAGACGAUGGGCAUGACUGUGAACAUCGUCUCUGUGGCGUGGCUGGUAUUUGCCAUCGUCUUUUUCUCGUUCCCGUACCAGAUGCCUGUAACUGUAACAAACAUGAACUAUACCUGUGUUGUUGUAGGCGGAUUCUUGUUCAUUGAGCUUGCUUGGUGGCUCAUUGCCGGAAAGAAGUAUUCUGCGACUGUACAGCGAGCAAGAGAAGAAGGGACCAGUGAGAGAGUAGUUAUCGGUGAUGGAAAAUCUGAUGAGUGA
Messenger RNA from Penicillium vulpinum, 1602 nucleotides. RefSeq lists its product as uncharacterized. Bases 1 to 1602 code for a protein of 533 amino acids. The transcript is spliced from 12 exons. Gene Ontology annotation, biological process: transmembrane transport. The record is from RefSeq and is a predicted model, not a curated record. Gene Ontology annotation, cellular component: membrane. Lineage: Eukaryota; Fungi; Ascomycota; Eurotiomycetes; Eurotiales; Aspergillaceae. Gene Ontology annotation, molecular function: transmembrane transporter activity.